AUGUUCAAUCCCAAAGGUGGACCGGAGGUCUUGGAGGACUACGGUCCCUGGAUGAUUGUCACAAGGAAUAGACGGCAACGGCAGGCACGGAAGCCAAAGCUUCAAAAUCCGGGCGAGUUUCCUUCAGCAUCUUCGGCGACCUCACCGGCGGCAUCCCAACAGUCACUUGGAUCAAGAUUCGAAGCUCUGGGAACGGAAGAGGCGGAAAUUACGGUGGAGGAUCAAUCCAGGGAUACCGAAGAUCACGCAACUCUAGAAACUCAACUAAGGAAAGAAACCCCCAAGAUUGAUACAGAGAGCAAUGAAUCUGGAAAGUCCACAACCAUGGAAAGAUCUACUGGGAAAGGAAAGAAAAAUCAGAAAGUUAAUAAGGAAGGAGGAAAAAAGGAAAAAGCCGAACCCAAGAAAAACAGAACGUCAAAGCCCGCGGAGGGGAACAACGGUAUGAAGGCCCAAGACCUGUCUAAAACCCAACUGAAAGACCAGAAUGGGCCAGCUUCCAAGGCCCAAGCGUGCAACACGGAUAAGACAAGUCUUGGACCCGCAUCCGCCCCCAAGUCUAGUGGGGCACAAAUCCUUUUGAUAGCCACGAGAGGAUCCACCAACUCGACUAGUCAAGAAAAGUCCCCAAAAGAGGAUUUCGCGUCGAAUAAGAAAGGGAUAGCGGGGAAACCACUGGCUGGCAGUACUCCCAUAGAGAAGAAAGCCCCCGAUCCACCAGGGGAGCGAAUGAUGACGGUCAGUGAGAGCACAUCGAUGGCAGGAACACUGGCUGCGACCCAGAACCAAGCGAAGAGAACUACGGAGCAACAAAAUUGCAAAGGGCGGAGACCACUGUGGUGGGACCAACCGAGAAAGUGA
This is a messenger RNA of Linum trigynum, 861 nucleotides long. The record is from the annotation of a GenBank genome assembly. NCBI's taxonomy places the organism in Eukaryota, Viridiplantae, Streptophyta, Magnoliopsida, Malpighiales, Linaceae.